This is a messenger RNA of Cajanus cajan (pigeon pea), 1289 nucleotides long. Its product is annotated as CDK inhibitor P21 binding protein. Lineage: Eukaryota; Viridiplantae; Streptophyta; Magnoliopsida; Fabales; Fabaceae. The record is from RefSeq and is a predicted model, not a curated record. Gene Ontology annotation, cellular component: nucleus.
UGCCUCUAGUGAGGACCUUGCCGCAAACCCUGUCUCCAUCGCACCGCCGCACCAUGCGCUCUGAGGUUGUGAAAAAUCCUCCAAGGCCAAAACGACGUCGCCAACGGCUAAAGUCGUGGCCCAUUACAUUCUCCCCUUUCGCUCGCGCUCUCGCUCUGGCUCGCAUCACAAUGUCAAAGCGUCACUCUCAAAACCCUACUCCCACCCUCUCUAUUAACAAGCCCCAACACUCUCAUUCUCACUCUUCCGACGAAGAUGACUCUUCCCCCGAAAGUUCCGAUGGAGUCAUCCAAGCAGAUUUUUCCUUUUUCGAUCCCAAACCUCACGAUUUUCACGGAGUCAAGACCUUGCUGCAAACCUACCUCGACAAUCACGAAUGGGAUUUGAGUGCCUUUGUAGAUUUGAUUUUGGAGCAGACCACCGUGGGGACUGUUGUUAAGAUAGAGGGUGAUGAGGAUGAAGGAAUCUUCGCUCUUGUUACUGCUCUUAAUUUGUAUAGAUACAGGGAGCAUAGAUGUAUUGUGACGCUCAAGGAUUUUCUCCUCCGUAAAGCGCGCCAAGAGAAGGGUGUUGCUGAUCGGUUGAGAUUGCUUUUGGAGGAGCAAGCGCGUGAUGUGGGUCUCCUCGUGUCUCAGCGCAUGCUCAACCUUCCACCCCAGCUUUUGCCACAUCUUUAUGCUGCCCUUUUUGAUGAAGUCUCUUGGGCCACCGAAGAUGAGCCGACGGAGGAGCUCCGGAAUUCCUUUAAAUUUAAGCAUUAUAUAAUACUUAGCAAAAUUUACAUGCAGAAGAAUGUAGAUCAGAAAAGAAAACUGAGCAAUGAUAGUGAUGAGGCGAUAAUAUAUGUAAAGCCCGAGGAUGAGAUUUUUCACAAGUUAAGCUCAUGGUCCUUCAAUUUUCCAUUGCAAACUCAGCAGCUUGCACCUCACGAGCUGAAAAAUUACAGGGCAACGGGAUUAGUCAUGGCUGUUGAAGUAGACAAAAUUGCAACAUUUCGUCAAGAAUUAGCUUCUUUAAUAAAUGAAACCUGAAGACAUCCUGAAUGUUCUUGAAUAAUUUAUUAUUUAUUAUAUAUAAUAGAAUCUUAAUACUUUCCCGAAGCUUCCAAUGUUUUUUGACGUAGUCUGGAUAUAUUUUUUUUUCUGCAAGCGUUUCUUUUUAUUAGUAGGAAAUAUUAUAACAACCGCAAUCAGGAUUGGACCUAACUCCUGAUCCAAUUUUGUUUUGCCAGAUUUUGGAUUUUUAUUUUAUUUUAUGUGAUUCCUUUGUUCUGAGAUAACUAUUGCCUA